This is a messenger RNA of Fusarium subglutinans, 2511 nucleotides long. RefSeq names its product cellobiose dehydrogenase. Gene Ontology annotation, molecular function: flavin adenine dinucleotide binding; cellulose binding; oxidoreductase activity, acting on CH-OH group of donors. The transcript has 8 exons. Gene Ontology annotation, biological process: carbohydrate metabolic process. The coding region runs from base 1 to 2511 and encodes 836 amino acids. NCBI's taxonomy places the organism in Eukaryota, Fungi, Ascomycota, Sordariomycetes, Hypocreales, Nectriaceae. The record is from RefSeq and is a predicted model, not a curated record. Gene Ontology annotation, cellular component: extracellular region.
AUGGUUUCCUACCGCUCGCUAUGGCUUCUGGCCCUUGCGCCUCUUGCCAAUUAUGUGUCUGCUCAACAAUCAACGCCCGCAUCCUACACCGACCCCGACACUGGGAUCGUCUUUGACACAUGGACUGCAGCCCGCAUGACUUUCGGUUUCAGUUUUCCCGCCAAUGGCCAGACCACAAACGCCGAUGAGUUCAUCGGAUACCUCAACUGCGCGACUCCCAGCGGGAAGGGCACUGGAUGGUGCGGUCUCUCCUACGGCGGACCCAUGACAAACUCGCUCUUACUCAUGGCCUACCCUCACGAUGGCGAUAUUCUUACGUCCUUCCUUUGGGCCAACGCCCAGGUCGAGCCUGUCCCGUACAAGGGUAAGGCUGUUCUGACCCAGAUCUCUUCCAGCAUCACUGCGGAUGGCUUCACUCUUAUCUACCGCUGCCAGGGCUGCACUUCCUGGUCACAAGACGGAAACUCGGGUCAAUUGGCAACCACAUCUUCGAUUGCUGUUCUCGGUUGGGCUCAUAGCACCACCAAUGUGAUCGACCCGGAGUGUCCCCGCGAGGCCAGUAUGCUCCAGCACGACACCCAGAGUAUCUUUGGUGGCCAACUUACUAGCAACGCCUUCAACAGCAAGUAUGAUACGUGGGCUAAGCUUGCCACCAAGGUUGUCGAGGGUGACUGUGGUAGUGGGCAGCCUACUUCUACCGCCACCAGUCAGCCUACCUCCACGGCUGCACCUAGCGGUACCCCCGUGCCAGACGAGACAUACGAUUACGUCGUUGUCGGCGGUGGCGCUGGUGGUAUCCCCGUAGCCGACCGUCUCAGCGAGGCUGGUAAGAAGGUCCUUCUCAUUGAGAAGGGGCCUCCAUCCUCUGGUCGUUGGGGCGGUACCCGUAAACCAGACUGGCUCGCAGGCACCAACCUGACUCGUUUCGAUGUUCCCGGUCUAUGCAAUGAGAUUUGGGCUGACUCUUCCGGCAUUGCCUGCCCUGACACCGAUCAGAUGGCCGGUUGUGUUCUCGGUGGAGGCACCGCCAUCAACGCUGGUCUGUGGUGGCGACCCAACCCAACAGACUGGGACUUUAACUUUCCCGAUGGCUGGAAGGCUAAAGAUAUGGCCACUUACGAACAGCGUGUCUUUGGCCGUAUUCCAGGUACGCGUGUCCCGUCUAUGGAUGGUAAGCUAUACCUCGACCAGGGCUACAAGAUUGUUGCUGGAGCACUUGACAAGGCUGGCUGGAAGGAGGUAAACGCUCUUGAGCAGCCGGCCGCGAAGAACCGUACUUAUACACAUACACCCUACAUGUUCUCCAAUGGUGAGCGCGGUGGGCCUCUUGCUACGUAUCUCGUUUCUGCAAAAGCGCGCAACAACUUCAAGUACUGGACCAACACCCAGGUCAGGCGUGUUAUUCGCUCCGGUGGUCACGUUACCGCCCUUGAAGUCGAGCCCUUUUCUGGCGCUGGUUAUGUCGGCACUGUCAAGCUGACUCCCGAGACUGGUCGCGUUGUUCUUGCAGCUGGCACUUUCGGCAGCGCUAAGAUUCUCCUUCGCAGUGGUAUUGGCCCAGAUGACCAGCUCAGUGUUGUGGCCAACUCUAGUCGCGAUGGUAACUCGAUGAUCGCUAAAGAGCAGUGGAUCAACCUCCCUGUCGGCUAUAAUCUCGAGGACCAUACCAAUACCGACACAGUGAUAAAGCACCCCGAUGUCGUGUUCUACGACUUCUACGAGGCCUACGAUGACCCCAUCCCAACUGAUAAGAAGAAGUACCUAGAUGGGCGCUCCGGCAUUCUCGCUCAAGCUGCCCCCAACAUUGGCCCGAUCAUCUUUGACGAGAUUCCUGGUGCUGAUGGCCGAGCUAGAUCAAUGCAGUGGACCGCUCGUGUUGAGCCCAGUCUCGGCGAGACUAGCAACAAGUCCAUCACCAUUAGCCAGUACCUCGGCCGUGGGGCUAAGUCACGCGGUCGCAUGACCAUUACAAGUGCUCUCAACACCGUCGUCUCUGGUAACCCCUACCUCAAUGAUCCAGAAGACAAGAAGGCUGUUGUGACAGCCCUCGACAACCUUCGCAAAGCUCUUUCUGGUGUGCAGGGUCUGGAAUGGCUCCAGCCCGCUCCUGGUGUCACCUCCCAGAAAUAUGUCGACGAUAUGGUCGUGUCGUGGAGCAACCGCCGUGCCAACCACUGGAUUGGCACCAACAAGCUCGGCAAGGAUGAUGGUCGCCAAGGCGGUACUGCUGUCGUUGACCUCAACACCAAGGUCUAUGGCACUGACAACCUCUUCGUUACCGACGCUUCUAUCUUCCCGGGCAUGGUCACCACCAACCCCAGUUCCUACAUCGUCACCGUCGCAGAGAGGGCCAGUGCCGCUAUCUUAGCCCUCCCCGUCUCCAAGGCCCAGGGACAGUAUCAGCAGUGCGGUGGCAAUGAGUGGACCGGGAACAUGCAGUGUGGCAAGGGCUUCUACUGCAAGAUUCUAAACCCAUUCUACUCUCAGUGCUACCCUGAUUCUAAGCGAUGA